AUGCAGCUAUCUCUGUUCCAUUCAUCUAUCCAUCCAUCUAUCCAUCUUUGUUCGCAUAUAUCUAUCUAUCUAUCUAUCUAUCUAUCUAUCUAUGUAUCUAGCUAUCUCUGUUCGUAUCUAGCUAUCUCUGUUGCAUCUAUCUAUCCAUCUUCGCAUCUAGUUAUCUCUGUUCGCAUUCAUUCAUCUAUCUUCCCAUCUCUGUUCGUAUCUAUCUAUCUAUCUAUCUUCGCAUCUAUCUAUCUAUCUAUCUUCCUAUCUCUGUUCUGCAUCUAUCUAUCCAUCUAUAUAUCUAUGUAUGUAUCUAGCUAUCUCUGUUCGUAUCUAUUCAUUCAUCUAUCUUCGUAUCUAGCUAUCUCUGUUCGUAUCUAUCUAUCUAUCUUCGUAUCUUGCUAUCUCUGUUCGUAUCUAUCUAUCUAUCUAUCUAUGUAUCUAGCUAUCUCUCUAGCUAGCUAUCUCUGUUCGUAUCUAUCUAUCUAUCUAUCUAUCUCUGUUCGUAUCUAUCUAUUCAUCUAUCUAUCUAUCUAUCUAUCUAUCUAUCUAUCUCUGUUCGUAUCUAUCUAUCUAUCUAUCUAUCUAUCUAUCUAUGUAUCUAGCUAUCUCUGUUCGUAUCUAGCUAUAUCCGUUCGUAUCUAUCUAUCUUCGUAUCUAGCUAUCUCUGUUCGCAUUCAUCUAUCUAUCUUCGUAUCUAUCUAUCUAUCUAUCUUCGUAUCUAGCUAUCUCUGUUCGUAUCUAGCUAUCUCUGUUCGUAUUCAUCUAUCUAUCUUCGUAUCUAGCUAUCUCUGUUCGUAUCUAUCUAUCUAUCUUCAUAUCUAUCUAUCUAUCUUCGUAUCAAGCUUAACUCUGUUCGUAUCUAGCUAUCUCUCUAUCUCUGUUCGUAUCUAUCUAUCUAUCUUCGUAUCUAUCCUAUCUAUCUUCGUAUCUAGCUAUCUCUGUUCGUAUCUAGCUAUCUCUGUUCGUAUCUAUCUAUCUAUCUAUCUAUCUAUCUUCGUAUCUAGUAUCUCUGUUCGUAUCUAUCUAUCUUCGUAUCUAGCUAUCUCUGUUCGUAUCUAUCUAUCUAUCUAUCUAUCUCUGUUCCUAUCUCUGUUCGUAUCUAUCUAUCUAUCUAUCUAUCUAUCUUCGUAUCUAGCUAUCUCUGUUCGUAUCUAUCUAUCUAUGUAUGUAUCUAGAUAUCUCUGUUCGUAUCUAUCUAUCUAUCUAUCUAUCUAUCUCUGUUCGUAUCUAUCUAUCUAUCUAUCUAUCUAUCUAUCCCCGUUCGUAUCUAUCUAUCUCUCUAUCUAUCUAUCUUCCUAUCUCUGUUCGUAUCCAUCUAUCUAUCCAUCUUCGUAUCUAGCUAUCUCUGUUCACAUCUAUCUAUCUAUCUAUCUCUGUCUGCAUCUAUCUAUCCAUCCAUCUAUCUAUCCUGUUCGUAUCCAUCCAUCCAUCCAUCUAUCUUCGUAUCUAGCUAUCUCUCUAUCUCUGUUCGCAUUCAUCUAUCUAUCCAUCCAUCCAUCCAUCUAUCUCUGUCUGCAUCCAUUCAUCCAUCUAUCUAUCUAUCCUAUCUCUGCAUUCAUCAUCUAUCUAUCUAUCUAUCCAUCUAUCUAUCUAUCUAUCUAUCUAUCUAUCUAUGUAUCUAGCUAUCUCUGUUCGCAUCUAGCUAUCUCUGUUCGUAUCUAUCUAUCGAUCUUCGUAUCUAGCUAUCUCUGUUCGUAUCUAUCUAUCUAUCUAUCUUCGUAUCUAUCUAUCUAUCUAUCUUCCUAUCUCUGUUCAUAUCUAUCUAUCUAUCUAUCUUCGUAUCUAGCUAUCUCUCUAUCUCUGUUCGUAUCUAUCUAUCUAUCUAUCUAUCUAUCUAUCUAUCUAUCUAUCUAUCUAUCUAUCUUCGUAUCUAGCUAUCUCUGUUCGUAUCCAUCUAUCUAUCUAUCUUCGUAUCUAGCUAUCUCUGUUCGUAUCUAUCUAUCUAUCUAUCUAUCUAUCUAUCUAUCCAUCUAUCUCUGUUCGUAUUCAUCUAUCUAUCUAUCUAUCUAUCUAUCCAUCUAUCUUCCUAUCUCUGUUCGUAUCUUCAUCUAUCUAUCUAUCUAUCUAUCUAUCCAUCUAUCUAUAUAUCCAUCUAUGUAUGUAUCUAGCUAUCUCUGUUCGCAUCUAUCUAUCCAUCUAUCUAUCUAUCUUCCUAUCUCUGUUCGUAUCUAUCCAUUCAUCUAUUUAUCUAGCCAGCUAGCUAGCCAUCUCUGUUCGUAUCUAUCCAUCCAUCCAUCUAUCCAUCUAUCUCUGUUCGUAUCUAUAUCUAUCUAUCUAUCUAUCUAUCUAUCUAUCCAUCUAUCUAUCUAUCUAUCUCUGUUCGUAUCUAUCUAUCUAUCUAUCUAUCUAUCUAUCUAUCUAUCUAUCUAUGUAUCUAGCUAUCUCUCUAUCUCUGUUCGUAUCUAUCUAUCUAUCUUCGUAUCUAUCUAUCUAUCUAUCUUCGUAUCUAGCUAUCUCUGUUCGUAUCUAGCUAUCUCUGUUCGUAUCUAUCUAUCUAUCUUCGUAUCUAGCUAUCUCUGUUCGUAUCUAUCUAUCUAUCUUCGUAUCUAUCUAUCUAUCUUCCUAUCUCUGUUCGUAUCUAUCUAUCUAUCUUCCUAUCUCUGUUCGUAUCUAUCUAUCUAUCUAUCUAUCUAUCUAUCUAUCUAUCUAUCUAUCUUCGUAUCUAGUAUCUCUGUUCGUAUCUAUCUAUCUUCGUAUCUAGCUAUCUCUGUUCGUAUCUAUCUAUCUAUCUAUCUAUCUAUCUAUCUAUCUAUGUAUCUAGCUAUCUCUGUUCGUAUCUAUCUAUCUAUCUAUCUAUCUAUCUAUCUAUCUAUGUAUCUAGCUAUCUCUGUUCGUAUCUAUCUAUCUAUCUAUCUAUCUUCGUAUCUAGCUAUCUCUGUUCGUAUCUAUCUAUCUAUCUAUCUAUCUAUCUUCGUAUCUAGCUAUCUCUGUUCGUAUCUAUCUAUCUAUCUAUCUAUCUAUCUAUCUAUCUAUCUAUCUUCGUAUCUAGCUAUCUCUGUUCGUAUCUAUCUAUCUAUCUAUCUAUCUAUCUAUGUAUCUAGCUAUCUCUGUUCGUAUCUAUCUAUCUAUCUAUCUAUCUAUCUAUCUAUCUAUCUAUCUAUCUCUCUAUCUCUGUUCGUAUCUAUCUAUCUAUCUAUCUAUCUAUCUUCGUAUCUAGCUAUCUCUCUAUCUCUGUUCAUAUCUAUCUAUCUAUCUAUCAAUCUAUCUAUCUCUGUUCGUAUCUAUCUAUCUAUCUAUCUAUCUAUCUAUCUAUCUAUCUUCGUAUCUAGCUAUCUCUGUUCGUAUCUAGCUAUCUCUGUUCGUAUCUAUCUAUCUAUCUAUCUAUCUAUCUAUCUCUGUUCGUAUCUAUCUAUCUAUCUAUCUAUCUAUCUAUCUAUCUAUCUAUCUAUCUAUCAAUCUAUCUAUCUAUAG
Molecule: messenger RNA, 3402 nt
Organism: Acanthosepion pharaonis
Lineage: Eukaryota; Metazoa; Mollusca; Cephalopoda; Sepiida; Sepiidae
Source: the annotation of a GenBank genome assembly